AUGGAGCAACUUCAAGAAAACCAAGUUGUCCUUCAGGAAGAAGUAUCCCAAAUACGGUCCCAAAUGCAGCAGUUGAUGGAGACUAUUCAAGCUGUCGCAAGAGGCCAAGAGGUUAUGGCAAAAAUGCAAGAAGAAAUGAACCGACGUGCCAGUACUACCAAUCCUCCUACCCCUCCAGCGGUCGAGAUUCCGAUUCCAGUUCCUCAAGUUGAUCCUCCAAUUAACAUUAUUGCACCCGACGGUGUUCCAAACGACAACCUUCGUCCUCAUAUUUUUGAGACAGACGACCAACUCAAUGCAUACUUCAACCCAAGGGAUGCUUCUCAGGAUGACGCCUUCGGUUCGACAUUCAACAAGGUGGAGAGGAAGGUAAAGGCUAUCGAGGAAAAGUUCAAGGCAAUGGGGAGCACUGAUGUUUUGGGCCUUGAUGCGGCAGAAAUGUGCUUAGUACCUGGGGUCAUCAUUCCGGCCAAGUUCAAAGUUCCGGACUUUGAAAAAUAUAAGGGAAAUAGCGAUCCUAGGACACACAUUAGGGCAUACUGCCGAAAGAUAGCUGCUUAUUCCAGCGAUGAUCAACUUUUAAUGCAUUUUUUCCAGGAUUCCCUCAAUGGGGCAUCUUUUGAUUGGUACAUGAAACUUGAGGGCAUCAUAUUCACACCUGGAGGGAAAUGGCCGAAGCAUUCCUCAAGCACUAUCAGUACAACACUGAUAUGGCACCUAAUCGCACGUAGUUGCAAAAUCUGA
Lathyrus oleraceus (garden pea) is the source of this 744-nucleotide messenger RNA. RefSeq lists its product as uncharacterized. NCBI's taxonomy places the organism in Eukaryota, Viridiplantae, Streptophyta, Magnoliopsida, Fabales, Fabaceae. The record is from RefSeq and is a predicted model, not a curated record. The transcript has a single exon. Bases 1 to 744 code for a protein of 247 amino acids.